UUGAUCUUAAUUAUGGCGAGUGCGAUGCUUAUGAACUACUUGAAUGGCGCCAAAGUCCUCAUGAAACAAGUUUUUUCCAAACACAAUUCUCUUGAAGUGAUUCCUAAUUUGGAUGGAAGGGUUGCUAUAGUAACUGGAGGGAACAAGGGCAUUGGUCUUGAAACAGUCAGAGGGCUUUGCAAGGCACAGAUGACAGUUAUAAUUGCUUGUAGAGAUACAGCAGAAGCAGAGAAAGCAAUCAAAAAAAUAAGGGAGGAGUUGCCUCAAGCUGAAGUGGAAUACAUGGAACUUGAUCUGGCGAGCCUUGCUUCAAUACGGAAAUUUGUAAUGAACUUCAAGAAAAAAGGACUUCCUCUUCACAUCCUUGUGAACAAUGCAGGAAUAAUGAUUCCACCUUACAGCAAAACUGAAGAUGGAUUUGAGCUUCAAUUUGGGGUGAACCAUCUUGGACACUUUGCUCUGACCAAUCUGCUCUUAGAUGACUUGAUCAAGUCUGGUUCACCAGAUAGAUGCUCAAGGGUUGUCACAUUGUCAUCUGAAGCACACAUUCCAGGAAAAAUAAACUUUGAAGAUCUCCAGAGCAAAUAUUAUUACUCACCCUAUUCAGGGUAUAGUCAAAGCAAGUUAGCAAAUAUUCUAUUCACUUAUGAACUUCAAAAGCGCUUGGAAGAGAGAGAAAGCCCUGUAACAGCUAAUGCAGUGCAUCCAGGAGUAGUCAAUACUGAUUUGUUCCAGCAUAUUCCAUGGAUCAUGAGAAUGCCUCAGAAUGUAUUAGCUUAUUUUCUUUUUAAGACUCCUCAGCAAGGGGCAGAAAACAGUAUUUACGUUGCGUUAUCUCCAGAAUUAGAAAGCAAGGGAGGUAAAUAUUUCGUCAACUGUCAAUCAACACAAUCUUCAGAUGAGUCAUACAGUGAAGAUGUUCAGAGGAGACUUUGGAAAGCGAGCUGUGAGCUUACCGGCAUACCUGAAUGAAACAAUUGACCAUGUAACAAAAUAUUUUUAGAUUAACUGUGCAAAAGGGCAGUUUUCCUUUUUUUUUCCCGAAAAAUAACACAAAAACAUUAUUUUCUUCCAGAUUAAGAUCAAACUAAUGCAAAAUACGUAUAUUUAUGAAUUUUAUCACAUAAAAAAUAUUAGAGUCAGACAGUUAUUAUUGUGUUAGAGUUGUGUCAGUGGUAGAACACUUGCGGCUGCGGCAGCAAAGAAA
This is a messenger RNA of Pocillopora damicornis (cauliflower coral), 1207 nucleotides long. RefSeq names its product polyprenol dehydrogenase. The record is from RefSeq and is a predicted model, not a curated record. NCBI's taxonomy places the organism in Eukaryota, Metazoa, Cnidaria, Anthozoa, Scleractinia, Pocilloporidae.